GAACUGCAGUAAAUAAUGGAGACAAAAUACUUAUUUCUGCCUCUUCUGAUCUUCAUGGGAUCAACCAAUGCAGUGUACAAACAGUGGAUCCCCAGUACCAACUUUGAGAAUGCUUCAAACUGGAAUGAACAGAGAGUUCCAUGCUCCCAGGAUACGGUGAUGUUUGACAGUGGCAAGAAGGUUUCAGUCUAUGUGCAAGCAAGUCAUUCCCUGAAGGACAUGUACCUGCCGUUGGAUGGAGAGUUCAUUCUGUCACCGGGUGCAGGCUUUGCGGCCUCUGCUGAAGAUGAUGCAGAAUGCAGUAAAGGGUCAACUAUAAUGUUCCGAGACACCGACCAGGACACAUGGCUUGAUCCUACUUUGUGGCUGUCUGGGCUUUCAACAGAUGAUCUUGAAGGGGGCAAAUCUCUCUUUCUCGUGGAUGCGGAGCGAGUACCCUGUCAGUACGAUGAUGUCAUAUUCUCCCCAGAAACAUCAUUUCGAGUUAACAUCCAGCCCACAGACCCUGCAAUCCAACUAAAAAGCAUUUCUGUUAUGGGACGGCGAUUUAACAGGGACGACGACUUUUCUCAGUAUCGCCAGUCAAAUACUGGAAAGCUACAGUUCCCCGGACCCGGCCGCCUGCAGAUCACAAAUGCCAAGUGCGGAGACAAAACUGGAUGUGAAUGUGGAAAUGACUUGUUCCUUGGAGAAAUCUGCUCCAGCCUGCUGAGACACUAUAACAAUAAAUGUCCUGAAGUCCCGUGCACAAAUCCCUUGCAGCCAGUCGGCCAUUGCUGUGAAAUAUGUGGGGCCACUGUCUCUCUAGAACACACAUCUCAGUUUGACUUGGAGAACUAUCGUAAUCGGCUCACGCACACUUUCCUCAGCCUGAAUAAAUAUUCGGGCGUUAAACUGGCCAUCUCCAAAGUACAAAAGCUUCAGACUGUCCUAGGAAUAAUACCUCGUGGUUCCAUCCCUGAGAUACAGAUUGUGAUCAUUGAUGAUAAAAAUGGGUCUCAGACAGGAAGUGAUGCACAGCAGCUUGCUUAUGACAUCAUGUCGGACAUACAAAACCAUGGGCAGAGUUUUGGUAUUAUAAAAGGAACAUUGGUAUUGGCUACAGGCAGCAGCACAAGUGCCCACAAAACUGACAUACCGGUGGGGACCAUCUUUGCAAGUGUCAUUGGAGUCAUUAUUUGUGUGGCUUUGAUUGGAGCAACCUACUUCCUCUACAGAACAGGAUAUAUAAGACUGCCAUCUUUAGAUGCAGUAACGUUUAGAUGGAUGAGAAACAGAACUCAAGAAGGAGUUGCCCAUAUGGAAAGAAAAGGAUUUGAAAACCCAAUAUUUGAUGGUACACCAGAUAACUCAACUGAUGUGCCACCAUUAUAUGAGAGAGAGGAAGCACCGAACGGGAUUGUGGUCAGACAAAGCGAUGUUCACUUUACUAAUCCCUUAUAUGAUGGUUCUCCCAGUGAAUUUUAAGGAAAACAUUAAUAUAUUACUGGAAAACAACACAAUGGAGUAUAAAGCAAUACAAACAAUGUUCUGCUCGUGGCUUGCUAGCUAUUGUGCACAAGUAAUGAAACAUUACGAAUCAUUGGGUAAUGAAACAACUUAUAGGCAGUGAAUGGCUCUAUGAAUUCUUAUUUGCGGGCAGUGUGUGAGAACUCCCGUCCUCUUUUUCCUUCCAUUGUGACAUUCCAGAUUAUAGGAAGAUGGCAGUAUGUUUUCCACAUUGCUUUAUAUAGAGCUACACAGUUUUCACCUCCUCCUUUUCCACUAUAAUGAAUUAGAAUGUAAGCCAGAUAUCAAUUUAUAUAGGUAUCAACAAAAAUGAUUACACACACAAUCCAAACAGCAGCAAUAAAAGAGCCAAAUCAAGAUGAAAAUGGUUAAAAUGAAAAUGAGAUGUUUGCUACUUUGGUACAGAUAGCUUUAUAUAGAUCUAUAACAGGUGUAUAUCUCACUGCGUCAUUAUAUAAUAUACACAAUGCAAUAGAAUGAACACACGGCUUUAUUAAAAAUAUUUUUUUGGAGCAAAA
Xenopus laevis (African clawed frog) is the source of this 2027-nucleotide messenger RNA. It is a transcript of the gene amn.L, whose product is annotated as amnion associated transmembrane protein L homeolog. The record is from RefSeq and is marked provisional. Lineage: Eukaryota; Metazoa; Chordata; Amphibia; Anura; Pipidae. Gene Ontology annotation, biological process: intracellular protein localization; receptor-mediated endocytosis. Gene Ontology annotation, cellular component: endocytic vesicle; apical plasma membrane; plasma membrane.